This is a messenger RNA of Helicoverpa zea (corn earworm), 1460 nucleotides long. It is a transcript of the gene Gr63a, whose product is annotated as gustatory and odorant receptor 24. Gene Ontology annotation, molecular function: sweet taste receptor activity. Lineage: Eukaryota; Metazoa; Arthropoda; Insecta; Lepidoptera; Noctuidae. The record is from RefSeq and is a predicted model, not a curated record. Gene Ontology annotation, cellular component: dendrite; membrane; neuronal cell body. The transcript is spliced from 5 exons. Bases 1 to 1431 code for a protein of 476 amino acids. Gene Ontology annotation, biological process: sensory perception of taste.
AUGUCGUUUCAUACCAGUAACAGUUUAUUUCCAAUGACUGUGCCCAUACCGAAUGGGUUUCCUGUUCAGAUAAAUAGCAAACCGAAAAAUAAAAUAAUUUUUUUGGAUGUCACUCCUGUUUCGACGCCAAUAAAGCCACAUUCGCCAAAUGUGGUGGCUCCCAUGAGAAACAAUCUAGUGGCGCCGCACAUUUCUAAUGAUAUUAUCUAUGAGAACAUCAAACCAGUCUUUACGUUGCUGAGGAUAAUGGGGGUUCUACCGAUUACAAGACCGUCUGCGUGUGUGAACCAGUUCCAAAUUGCGUCGUCGUCGAUGUUGUACGCUAUCCUCGUAUUCCUUUCCCUGGUCAGUUAUGUGCUGUACUUGUCUCUGCACAAAGUCCAGAUCCUGCGGACCGCGGAGGGCAAGUUUGAAGAAGCUGUCAUUGAGUAUCUGUUCACUGUGUACCUGUUCCCGAUGAUCGCCGUCCCGUUGCUAUGGUACGAAACGAGAAAGAUUGCAAAUGUUCUCAAUGGAUGGGUGGAUUUUGAGAUGGUCUACAAGCAGCUAUCAGGGCGCACUCUUCCCGUAAAGCUAUAUAAGAAAGCAUUAGCCAUGGCGGUCAUAAUACCCAUCCUAUCAACGACAACGGUGAUCGUAACGCACGUGACGAUGGUGCACUUCAAGCCCAUGCAGCUUGUGCCAUACGUCUUCCUGGAGAUUCUGACGUACAUGCUUGGCGGGUACUGGUACCUCCUCUGUGAAACUUUGAGCAUCUGUGCUAAUAUCUUGGCUGAGGAUUUCCAAAACGCCCUGCGUAACAUCGGCCCAGCAGGCAAGGUGGCUGAAUACCGCGCUCUGUGGCUCCGCUUGAGCAAGCUCUCCCGCGACACUGGAAUCGCCAAUUGCUACACAUUCACCUUCAUCAACCUUUACCUCUUCUUGAUAAUCACCCUCUCUAUCUAUGGACUGCUGAGUCAGAUUUCUGAAGGUUUCGGUAUCAAAGACAUUGGUCUUGCGUUGACUGCGUUCUGCAGCAUUUCGUUGCUGUUCUUUAUUUGUGAUGAAGCUCAUUAUGCGUCACAUAAUGUACGAACGAAUUUCCAAAAGAAGCUGUUAAUGGUGGAGCUAUCUUGGAUGAACACAGACGCACAAACUGAGGUCAACAUGUUCCUUAGGGCUACCGAAAUGAACCCCUCACAAAUCAGCCUCGGCGGCUUCUUUAACGUGAAUAGGACGCUAUUUAAAUCAUUACUGGCAACAAUGGUGACCUAUCUUGUAGUGCUGCUACAAUUCCAAAUCAGUAUCCCCGACGAGUCGCAGAACCGUGAUGAGGAAGAAGAAGUGCCGUACAACAUUACCAGUGCCACCACAGAAGCCAUGACUACCAGUACGACGACCAUCAUGACCACAGUGCUCACAACGCUCGCCAAGAAGAAAAAGAAGAAUUAAAAUCUUUAUAAUAUGAAGAAACGGUUCAU